This is a messenger RNA of Chlamydomonas reinhardtii, 6909 nucleotides long. RefSeq lists its product as uncharacterized. The transcript has 37 exons. Bases 763 to 6465 code for a protein of 1900 amino acids. Lineage: Eukaryota; Viridiplantae; Chlorophyta; Chlorophyceae; Chlamydomonadales; Chlamydomonadaceae. The record is from RefSeq and is a predicted model, not a curated record.
GUAUCCAGUGCCAGAGCGCUUGUCUCGUCCACCAUGCAUAAAGCUGGCUUUGUGACUCUGUGUCCAGACAAGCUUGCACUUGCUUGCCUUAUUAAUGAGCUACUAUUUAUUGCUACUAUGGAUGAAGAAGCUAUAAGAGAGGCACUGCAGUUGUCGACAACCAAACGUAUUGGGAGACCAAAAAAAAUCGGCCAGAACGUGUUGCGUGUUCACACCAGGCUUCCAACUGGUCAACGUGCUUACGGGCGCAUAGUAGACCGCUCAGCUGGCCAGGUCCUGCAGCACGAACAAGAACAACAACAGCAGCAGCAACAGCAGCAUCUAAAACACCAGCCAGCUCAGGAUAACGCACUAGCAGCUGCAAGGGGCGCAUCAAUCCCAGCAGAGCCACAAGCUGAACCUGUUGACAUCCCUGACGCUGCGGACUCUCCUGGGCUACGUGCUGAUAGUAUUCGUAGCAAUGUCCAGUCGCCCUGCAACUACACGCGUCUCGCGGCAGAUGAGAACGAUGUAAAGUUCUCAUGCUGCGCCGUCUCUGGAUGCCCGCGGCGGGCAGCUGACGGGAUAAAACUUACUACAUUUGCAGCGUGGCUUCAGCAACAGUGCUCGCCCGAUGAAAGCUGGCCGCCAAAGCCUGUCGCAGGGACACGCACAAAAACCGUGUACUGCGUGCCGUCUGGCCCGAAGGGGAGCUAUGAGCUCGUUACCUUCAAGACCGUGCGCUUCAGCGAUGGCAUCCAUGUCAUUUCCUGGUGCACGUGCAUGGAGGACUGGCGCUCUUGCUUGGCUUUCGAUGUGGACGAGUCCGGCUGGUCACGGGAGGAAGUGCUGGAAGGCCUUGGUCACGCGUGCAAGCACGCCCUGGCGCUUACGCUGCCUUUGCAGUGGCGACGUGAGCCACUGACAAAGCUUCAUCCCCUUGAGCGGGCCAACGUGCCGGAGCCACCAGCAUCAGUACAGGAGGUGUUCUUCCUGGGUUCCCCUGGGGUCAGGCGCUGGCUUGUCGGGAGUCCGCUGAAGAACGGCGAAGCUGCUGUUGUCGUUCAGCGUGGCAUGGUGCUGCAGUGCGCAGCAUGCUCUGACAGCAAGAACUGCAGCCAUGUGAAGCACGUCCACAGCUUAACCCCGGGCACCCGGCCGUCAGAACCUGGUGACGACUAUCGCAAAGAGCUGGCAGACAUGCUCCAGCGCUACCUGGAUCCUGUGACCGGCAAGUUCAAGGCCACGUCAGUUUCCCAGGAGCGCAUCGUCGACGGCCUCUUCACACAUGUGAAGCUACGCAAGUAUCCUGAGUAUGGCAGCAUGCCGCGCCACUUCGCCCCACCGGCGGUGGAGUGCGGUAGUUGCGUGUGCGGCCGCCCUUGGGUGGAUGCUAAGGAAGAGCUAUCGUGUGUUGAGGGCAAGUCCGUGGUGUACAGCCUGACGUGGUUUGCAGAGGUCGAUGUGUAUCACCGUGUGUGCAAGUGCAAGCGCACAUUGCACUACAACUUCAGCCAGGACGGCAUCCUCAAUCUUAACAAUCUGGACCUGUUCAGCCACGAGCUGCUGCAGUGGUACUGUGUGGAGAUGGCCACAGCGCCAGUGCCAUUCUACGCCAUGUGGAAAACAGUUGUGGGCUGCUAUGUCUCGCGUGGAUUCCUGACGGAGGAGGCGCCAGGCAUAACCCUGGGCAAGCGGCGGAAGCAAGGAGUUGUGCAGCCACAAACGGCUUCAGCGGGUGCAUCUGGUGCCACUGCGGGUGGUUCCAAGCAAGAUACGACGCGGCCGGUGAAACGGCUUAAGGUAUCUGCACCAAAGGAUGCGCCACCGAAGGCUCCCACUAGCACUGGGCUACAUGCGCGGAGCACUGGCGGGGCGCGCGGGGAAGGCACCGGCACCAGCUGCGCGCCAACCUGUGCACCCUCAGCGGCUACGGUGUCGGCUGCACAACUGAUGGUGGCGGCGGAGGCGGCUGGGGCUGCAGCGCUGGGCGCUGGGAGCGCGGGCGGCACGGGUGGCGCAGGCACCGGCACCAGCUGCGCGCCAACCUCUGCACCCUCAGCGGCUACGGUGUCAGCUGCACAACUGGCGGUGGCGGCGACGAUGGCUGGGGCGGCUGUACCGCGCGAUGGGAGCGCGGGCGGGACGGGCGGCACAGGCACCGGCACCAGCUCCGCGCCAACCUCUGCACCCUCAGCGGCUACGGUGUCAGCUGCACAACUGGCGGUGGCGGCGGAGGCGGCUUGGGCUGCAGCGCUGGGCGCUGGGAGCGCGGGCGGCACGGGUGGCGCAGGCACCGGCACCAGCUGCGCGCCAACCUCUGCACCCUCAGCGGCUACGGUGUCAGCUGCACAACUGGCGGUGGCGGCGGAGGCGGCUUGGGCUGCAGCGCCGGGCGCUGGGAGCGCGGGCGGCACGGGUGGCGCAGGCACCGGCACCAGCUGCGCGCCAACCUGUGCACCCUCAGCGGCUACGGUGUCGGCUGCACAACUGAUGGUGGCGGCGGAGGCGGCUGGGGCUGCAGCGCUGGGCGCUGGGAGCGCGGGCGGCACGGGUGGCGCAGGCACCGGCACCAGCUGCGCGCCAACCUCUGCACCCUCAGCGGCUACGGUGUCAGCUGCACAACUGGCGGUGGCGGCGACGAUGGCUGGGGCGGCUGUACCGCGCGAUGGGAGCGCGGGCGGGACGGGCGGCACAGGCACCGGCACCAGCUCCGCGCCAACCUCUGCACCCUCAGCGGCUACAGUGUCAGCUGCACAACUGGCGGUGGCGGCGGAGGCGGCUUGGGCUGCAGCGCUGGGCGCUGGGAGCGCGGGCGGCACGGGUGGCGCAGGCACCGGCACCAGCUGCGCGCCAACCUCUGCACCCUCAGCGGCUACGGUGUCAGCUGCACAACUGGCGGUGGCGGCGGAGGCGGCUUGGGCUGCAGCGCCGGGCGCUGGGAGCGCGGGCGGCACGGGUGGCGCAGGCACCGGCACCAGCUGCGCGCCAACCUGUGCACCCUCAGCGGCUACGGUGUCGGCUGCACAACUGGUGGUGGCGGCGGAGGCGGCUGGGGCUGCAGCGCUGGGCGCUGGGAGCGCGGGCGGCACGGGUGGCGCAGGCACCGGCACUAGCUGCGCGCCAACCUCUGCACCCUCAGCGGCUACGGUGUCAGCUGCACAACUGGCGGUGGCGGCGACGAUGGCUGGGGCGGCUGUACCGCGCGAUGGGAGCGCGGGCCGGACGGGCGGCACAGGCAGCGGCACCAGCUGCGCGCCAACCUCUGCACCCUCAGCGGCUACGGUGUCGGCUGCACAACUGGCGGUGGCGGCGGAGGCGGCUGGGGCUGCAGCGCUGGGCGCUGGGAGCGCGGGCGGCACGGGUGGCGCAGGCAGCGGCACCAGCUCCGCGCCAACCUCUGCACCCUCAGCGGCUACGGUGUCAGCUGCACAACUGGCGGUGGCGGCGGAGGCGGCUUGGGCUGCAGCGCUGGGCGCUGGGAGCGCGGGCGGCACGGGUGGCGCAGGCACCGGCACCAGCUGCGCGCCAACCUCUGCACCCUCAGCGGCUACGGUGUCAGCUGCACAACUGGCGGUGGCGGCGACGAUGGCUAAGGCGGCGGAACCGCGCGAUGGGAGCGCGGGCGGGACGAUCAGGGCAGGCACCGGCACCAGCUGCGCGCCAACCUCUGCACCCUCAGCGGCUACGGUGUCAGCUGCACAACUGGCGGUGGCGGCGGAGGCGGCUUGGGCUGCAGCGCUGGGCGCUGGGAGCGCGGGCGGCACGGGUGGCGCAGGCAGCGGCACCAGCUGCGCGCCAACCUCUGCACCCUCAGCGGCUACGGUGUCAGCUGCACGACUGGCGGUGGCGGCGGAGGCGGCUCGGGCUGCAGCGCUGGGCGCUGAGAGCGCGGGCGGCACAGAGAUGGGUGGCGGAGAUGUGUCAACUGCAGCUGAGGCACGCCCUGCCGCUUGGUCCAGGACAGCACUGCGUUUCUUUCUCAACAAGCGCAAAGUGUUUCAGCAGGCGUGGAUCAACUACAUCGCCCUGCAAGACAUCCCUUACGAAAGCGCGUUCCAGUGUGGCUGUGGCACUCACCAGUGCGAUUAUGUUAUUGCUGACGGCAUCUUACUGGGCGUGCAUAAGGAUAAGGUGCAUCUCACCAAGCCGUGGAUGUCACACGACUUAUCUGCGCGCGCUGGCUCGCUGCAUAAAGACCGCGUCCUGCUGGACCUGCGUGCCUCUCGCGAGGUGCUUGGGCGCCUCUGCAGACCGGGUCAACGUGCCGUUACUGCGGAGGAGUACACAGCACUGAUCACCAAAACACGGCAACGGUGCCCUGAACUGGAGCCUUACGUGGAGGAAUGCCGGGGAGAUGGCGUGGUGGCUGACGCGGUGUGCAGACUACUGUCUGCUGUCGCAUCGGAAAGUCCCGUGUGCUCCUUCUUGCCGGGCAUCACGCACGCGCGCAUUCAGGCCCUGCUGACCGGACAGCUAUCCCCAAAGGAGCUUCGUGACCUUGCGAGAGAUGCCCCCAUUAUUGGCAACUUCAUCGCCAACGAGUGUAGCCACACAGCAGGCGGCAGGCUGCCAGAGAAAGCAAAGCUGCUGCUAACCCGCCUCCUAUCCGUUGCCAAGGCGGCUUACAAGCCAGCCAGUUUGGGCAAAUUCGACAAGGGUACUGCUCCCCGCGCCGAACGUGACACGGCGGCACGCGCAGGAAUACGCAGCGGCAGCGGCGCGCCCACACCAGCGCCUGUGCAGGCGGCGCCAGCGGCGGCGGGUGGGGCUGCAGCGCCGCGCGCCCGGAGCGCGGGCGGGACGGGCGGAGCAGGCAGCGGCAGCGGCGCGCCCACACCAGCGCCUGUGCAGGCGGCGCCGCCGGCGGCGGGUGGGGCUGCCGCGCCGCGCGCCAGGAGCGCGGGCGGGGUGGGCGGAGCAGGCAGCGGCACCAGCUGCGCGCCAACCAUUGCACCCUCAGCGGCUACGGUGUCGGCUGCACAACUGGCGGUGGCGGCGACGAUGGCUAAGGCGGCGGAACCGCGCGAUGGGAGCGCGGGCGGGACGAUCAGGGCAGGCAGCGGCAGCGGCGCGCCCACACCAGCGCCUGUGCAGGCGGCGCCGCCGGCGGCCGGUGGGGCUGCAGCGCCGCCCGCCCGGAGCGCGGGCGGGGUGGGCGGAGCAGGUGCGGACAGUGGGCGGCUAGUUGUUGUUGCUGCACAACUGGCGGUGGCGGCGACGAUGGCUAAGGCGGCGGAACCGCGCGAUGGGAGCGCGGGCGGGACGAUCAGGGCAGGCUCCGGCACCAGCUGCGCGCCAACCUCUGCACCCUCAGCGAUUACGGCGUCGGCUGCACAACUGGUGGUGGCGGCGGCGGCGGGUGGGGCUGCAGCGCCGCGCGCCCGGAGCGCGGGCGGGACGGGCGGAGCAGGCAGCGGCACCAACUGCGCGCCAACCUCUGCACCCUCAGCGGCUACGGUGUCGGCUGCACAACUGGCGGUGGCGGCGGAGGCGGCUGGGGCUGCAGCGCUGGGCGCUGGGAGCGCGGGCGGGACGAUCAGGGCAGGCAGCGGCAGCGGCGCGCCCACACCAGCGCCUGUGCAGGCGGCGCCGCCGGCGGCGGGUGGGGCUGCCGCGCCGCGCGCCAGGAGCGCGGGCGGGGUGGGCGGAGCAGGCAGCGGCAGCGGCGCGCCCACACCAGCGCCUGUGCAGGCGGCGCCAGCGGCGGCGGGUGGGGCUGCAGCGCCGCGCGCCCGGAGCGCGGGUGGGACGGGAGGAGCAGGCAGCGGCAGCGGCGCGCCCACACCAGCGCCUGUGCAGGCGGCGCCGGCGGCGGCGGGUGGGGCUGCAGCGCCGCGCGCCCGGAGCGCGGGCGGGACGGGCGGAGCAGGCACCGGCACGCUUUCAUAUGACACUGAGUUCCUACAAACGGGCUUCUACUACCCAACACUGCCAUGGCGCGUUGAUCGCAAGAUUGGGCUUUACGCUGCUGACUUGCGUUCUCAACGUGCGGGCGCCAAGCGCUGCACCAAAUUCAAGUAUGACUCAAAGAACCUAUCGCCCGGGCUGUUCGUUGUCCAUUGUCUGGACUGCGGCGGCUGCUUGGGCUUUCACAUGCUUGAGAAUGCGGAAUCGCCGCGAGCCUUGUUCGAGGUGCUGUACACUAGGUGGCCAGAGGCGCCGAAAGUGGUCGUGUAUGACAACAAUUGCCACGCGCACGCCUACUUCCUGAACCGGGAGCCGGAGUGGGUCACAAACACAUUGUUUGUGAUCGACAAGACCCACUUCCGUGGGCACAAGGGCUGCUGCAAGGCGUAUGACAUAGGCUCGUACCCAACGCUGUCGUGCAAGAAUUCACAGCUUGCCGAGCAGCGGAACUCGAAGCUGGCAAUCCUCAAGUCGCACUGCGCGUACAUGUCCCAGGCGGUCUUCCUGGUGUACGUGCGCUACUUCCUGUACAUGACGUGGGCCUUGGCACGAAUGGAGGGGCAGUCGAAGGCAUAAAUAAAGGCAGUGUGUGUUGAUGUCCGAGCACAGCCGUAAUAGGCCAGUCCAUACCUCCCGAGCAUGUCUUGCAUUUGCAUUCACACUAGCUGACAUUUCUCAUGUGCUGCAUGAGGGUGUGUGGGUGGGGGCAUUACGUGAACAUUACGUUUCUAGUUUUGUGCGAGGAAACUGCGGUGUGUGCGUGAUGGGACAGGGUUUAGGCAGGUUGGCGAGGUCCCGUAGGGUGCAGCUGACGCCCAUACCCCAAGCAGACAGCAAACAAUUUGCAGCGGCAGAGCAGAAGUGCAUGGCUGGUCGAACGCCGGAGUUACUGUACCGAGAAGUUGCUGGCUGGCUGGAAGUUGGGACUUUGGUGUGUGUGUCAGUGUGUGUGUCAGUGUGUGUGUGAGAGAGAGAGAGAAAGAGAGAGAGAACUGGGACACACUGUAAAGAUGAAAGCUU